GUGUGUGAGUGUGGCAGAGAGGUGUGGCCUGUGGUCAGACUGACGCACUGCUAACAGACAGGAAAACACCUUCCCCCUGGCAGCUUCCGCAGCCCUGAGCACAUGAACGGGGCAGCAGCACACCGAAUCAAACGCACCCCGAGGAGCUGACGGGGGAACCUGGAAGCCUGGCCGGUCCUCAGGCAUCCAACACGUGGUCCGAGGACCUGGGAGAGGACUGUACACCACACGGGAGGUUAAUUCCCAUCGCUGUGAGAGGGAAACGAGCCAGUUCAUCCAGAUGUUCACUAAAAACAAACACAGCUUCUUCCCUCAAGAUAAACUGUGCGGGCACUGACGUUUGUAACUCCCAGACCAAAUUAUAUUGAGUUCAUAGAAAGCUGAAGUCCUGAUGUCACUUCCUGUUGGUUUCACCCAGCUUCUGUGACACAAUGCUGAUCUCUGCAGGUGAAGCUGUCGAUGAUGUUUCCUUCCUCCAACACCAGCGGCGCCGCCGCCGCGGCGACGGAGAAGUGCAUCGUCAACGACCAGAUGGGACCCUUCAUCGUCCUGUACGUCCUUGUCUUCGUCAUCGGUCUGCCUGGGAACCUGCUGUCUCUGUGGACCUUCAUCCGCAGCCCCAGAGCCGAGCAGCAGAGCACUAGCGUCUACCUGAUCAACCUGCUGGCGGCCGACCUUCUCCUGCUGCUCGCUCUGCCCUUUAAGAUCCUGAAGGACCUCGGGGGGGCGCCGUGGAGCCUCAUGGUCUUCCACUGCCAGGCCAGCGCCGUCACCAUCUACAUCAGCCUCUACGCUUCCAUCGCCUUCCUCGCCUUCAUCAUUAUCGACCGCUACCUGCAGGACUGCCACACUGUGCGCUCUCUGCGGCUGCAGGAAGUCGGCUUCGCCAGGCUGCUGUCGCUGGUCGUCUGGCUGCUGCUGCUGCUCAUCAUGGUGCCCAACAUGGCUCUGCCCAUACAGCACGUUCAGGAGCAGCGGUACCUCAGCUGUUCGUCUCUGAAGAUUGACAUCAGCCUCCACUGGCACGCCCUGACCAUCUUCCUCUGCACGGCGCUGUUCGUCAACGCCUCCGCCGCCGUGCUCAUCUCUAGCGGCCUGGCUCUCAAAAGACUCCUGGGCAGCCGCAAAGACCCCAAACUCUGGGUCCACGCCCGGCGGGUGGCCAGGAGCGUCGCGGCUGUGGCGUUGGCCUACAUACUCAGCUUUGUGCCUUACCACGUGGUCCGCACGCCGUACACGUUGACCCAGACCAAAGUCAUCACAGACUGCCACACCAAGAGGCAGCUGUUUCUGGGGAAGGAGUCUACGCUGCUGCUGAGUGUGCUCCACCUCUGCUUUGACCCCCUGCUGUGCUUCUACCUCUACUCGCCUUUCAGACAGACGCUCCGCCAGAUGUUCUCCCGCUGCAGAAAGCAGACGUUCAGCGAUACCGAGGAGCAGUCUGCAGAGGAAAUGAUGGAACCUGCAGCUUCUGGACAGCAGGAGGAUGCCGUCCGUGUAUAAAGAAUAGAAACAAUACUGUAAGACCCUGAGAGAUAGGACAUGUUUAGCUUAGCUUAGCACAAAGACUUGAAGCCUAUGGAAACUGCUAGCCUAAAAAAAAAAAACAAUUCAACUCCAAAUGUGGACAAAAAACUAUUUUUUAAAUGUUUUUUUUUUUAUGCACAAAAUUAAUGUCAUAAUUCCAGCAAUCCUGUGAAAAAACCUGCAAUAAACUUGAUUUAAACGAAUAUUACUUUUUCUGUUCAUUCGCUCUUACAUUGAUGAUGUAAGAGCAUGUAUGAUUGACGGUCUGAGUCUAAUGGCUCGGUGUAAGUUACUGUUAUAAGUAAUUUAUAGGUGAUUGACAGGUCUGUUAAUACAGGGACUAACAUGACAAGUAAAUCUGAAGAUAUUGUUUUCUGAUGCUGUUAAAGAUUCUUUACAUCUGCAAAAUUUGUGAAAACUGGAGAACGACAGACCUAAUGUAUAUUUUGAAUUAUGAUUGGUUCAAACACGUUUAAAUAAAAUAGAU
Molecule: messenger RNA, 2014 nt
Organism: Perca fluviatilis (European perch)
Lineage: Eukaryota; Metazoa; Chordata; Actinopteri; Perciformes; Percidae
Gene: gpr171
Product: G protein-coupled receptor 171
Exons: 6
Coding region: 460-1503 (347 amino acids)
Biological process (GO): G protein-coupled receptor signaling pathway
Cellular component (GO): membrane
Molecular function (GO): G protein-coupled purinergic nucleotide receptor activity
Source: RefSeq, a predicted model, not a curated record